Molecule: messenger RNA, 795 nt
Organism: Eucalyptus grandis
Lineage: Eukaryota; Viridiplantae; Streptophyta; Magnoliopsida; Myrtales; Myrtaceae
Exons: 2
Coding region: 1-795 (264 amino acids)
Source: RefSeq, a predicted model, not a curated record
AUGAAUAUUCCUACCGCGCCCCCUGAAGUGCCGGUAGUAGAGCCUGUGGCAAAAAGGCAUGUAGAAGAGAUCCCCACUGCAAUCCCGAUAGUUAUCGGUCCAGAGCCUCCAUCUAAAGAGAUUCCAACUUCGCACUUUGAUGAAGAAAAUGCAAGGCGCCUCGCCAAGAUCAAAGAACGUCUUUGCAUGCUGCAAGGCUAUCAGUUACAGGGGUUUGAUAAACUGUCACCCUUUGCCAAAAUUACGGUCCUUAUAAGGAGCCGGAGUUCACAAGGAAAUACGACGGCAUCGGAUGACAGCCUAGUUGGUUCUGCGUUAACCUGGUUCAUAGAGUUGGACAUGAAGAAAAUCCGUACUUGGGAAGAUCUCGUUGAUGAAUUCCUUCAGCAAUACAAAUUCAAUACUGAAAUUGCUCCGACUCAAGAAGAAUUAGUUCAGGUCGAGAAAAGAAGAACUGAAUCAUUUAGGGCCUACGCUCAAAGAUGGAGGGUCAUUGUGUCUCAAGUGAAACCGCCAUUGUCUGAGAAAGAGACCAUGAAGUUGCUACUUCAAGCUAUGCCCCGUGAUUUUUUCGAAAAAAUGUACAACCAUACUUGCAUGAACUUUGCUACAUUUGUAGAGUUGGGAGAACGCAUCGAGGGGAUUAUGCGGGAAGGAAGGUUGACGGAGAACAUAAACCGUCGAUAUACCCCAAAGAGAGAUAAGGAAUCGGCUGUGGAGAUCGCCUACAUACAGAAUUCCUUUUCUCAGAAGCCAUACACAACCUUCAAGCUCAUAAACCUGCCAUGGAAGUAA